CACAGGUGGCCACUGGCGGAUUAGCUCCAAAGAAGCCCCAGAGCGGGGCUCCUCCACCCCUCAGUGAUCCCCCCCCACCACAGCAACCUCGUGCUUCCUGGGGAUCCAGACUCCUAUUUACUUGGGAACCCAAUAACAAGCCCAACGCAUCAAAAACGAAGCCAAUCCGGACCUGGUGUUCAUCGAGUCCCACAUCCAUCUUUCCACCGUUUUUUUGUCGUCGUCGCUUCUCUUCGACUUCUCUACGCAGGAGCUUCCCCGAAUCCACCGCCGAUCUUCGCUCCAAAGCUUAGCUCUCUUUCUUUCUCUAGCAACCGCUCGUUAGCAAACAAGACCUCACCAUGGCCGACGAGAUCUCCCCUGAGUACGAUGUUAUUGUGUUGGGCACGGGGUUGACCGAGUGCAUCCUGUCGGGUGUGCUGAGUGUCAAGGGGAAGAAGGUCUUGCAUAUUGACCGCAACGACCACUACGGCGGUGAGGCAGCGUCGGUCAACCUCGAAGUGCUCUUUAAGAAGUAUGGCAACUUCGCCCAGGGCACCGAGCCCUGGAAGCAGUACGGCCGUCUGAACGACUGGAAUAUCGACCUGGUGCCCAAGUUCCUCAUGACGUCGGGCGAGCUCACCAACAUCCUCGUCUCGACCAACGUCACACGCUAUCUCGAGUUCAAGCAGGUCGCCGGCAGCUACGUCCAGCAGGGCGCUGGGUCCAAGGCCACCGUCGCUAAGGUGCCCUCCGACGCCGCCGAGGCCCUCCGUUCGCCCCUGAUGGGUAUCUUUGAGAAGCGUCGCAUGAAGAGCUUCAUCGAGUGGGUCGGCCAGUUCGACGCCAAGGACUCGGCCACGCACAAGGGCCUCGACAUGAGCACUUGCACAAUGAAGGAGGUUUAUGACAAGUUCGGCCUCGAGGCCACCACCAAGGACUUCGCCGGCCACGCCAUGGCCCUCUACCAGACCGACUCAUACCUCGAUGUUAAGGGUGCCGCCCCCGAGGCCAUCGAGCGCCUGCGCCUGUACGGCAACAGCGUGGCCCGCUACGGCAAGUCGCCCUACAUCUACCCGCUCUACGGCUUGGGCGAACUGCCCCAGGGCUUCGCCCGCCUCAGUGCCAUCUACGGCGGCACCUACAUGCUCAACACGAGCGUCGAGGAGUUGGUGUACGAGGGUGACAAGGCCGUCGGCAUCAAGGCCACCAUGCGUGGUGUCGACCCGGAGAUGAAGUUCGAGACCAAGGCCAAGACCAUUAUCGGUGACCCGAGCUACUUCUCCGACAAGGUUCGCGUCGUCGGCCACGUUCUGCGCGCCAUCUGCAUCCUUAAGCACCCCCUCGCCAGCACCAACGACAGCGACUCGUGCCAGAUUAUCAUCCCGCAGUCGCAGGUCGGCCGCAAGAACGACAUCUACAUCGCCUGCGUCUCAUCCGCACACAACGUCUGCCCCAAGGGCUACUGGAUCGCCAUUGUCUCCACCAUCGCCGAGACGACGGCCAACCACCACCUCGAGCUGGCGCCCGGCAUCGAGCGCCUCGGCCGCAUCGAGGAGCAGUUCAUGGGCCCGCCCAUCCCGCUCUACGAGCCCCUCGGCGACGGCUCCAAGGACAACCUCUUCAUCUCCAAGAGCUACGAUGCCAGCAGCCACUUCGAGACCACCACCGAUGAUGUCCAGGACAUCUACCGCCGCGUGGCCGGCGAGGAGCUCGUCGUGGAGGCGCUCCGGGAGGGGCUCCAGGUUGCUGCCGAGUAAGUGAGCGGAGCGCGAAAAAAAGGGGGAAGCCGGAGAAGGGGAUAUACUAGGCAUAAUAACAAUGAACAUAAGCGAGUGACCUCAUUUGGCGAUCCUUGUCUUAUUUGUAACAAGCAUGAGCGAAGUGACGCUGAGACGCG
Chaetomium fimeti is the source of this 1879-nucleotide messenger RNA. RefSeq names its product GDP dissociation inhibitor. Gene Ontology annotation, biological process: vesicle-mediated transport; protein transport; small GTPase-mediated signal transduction. Gene Ontology annotation, cellular component: cytoplasm. The transcript is spliced from 6 exons. The record is from RefSeq and is a predicted model, not a curated record. Gene Ontology annotation, molecular function: Rab GDP-dissociation inhibitor activity. Lineage: Eukaryota; Fungi; Ascomycota; Sordariomycetes; Sordariales; Chaetomiaceae. The coding region runs from base 342 to 1739 and encodes 465 amino acids.